Messenger RNA from Quercus robur (English oak), 852 nucleotides. Its product is annotated as CASP-like protein 2A1. NCBI's taxonomy places the organism in Eukaryota, Viridiplantae, Streptophyta, Magnoliopsida, Fagales, Fagaceae. The coding region runs from base 34 to 642 and encodes 202 amino acids. The record is from RefSeq and is a predicted model, not a curated record. The transcript has 3 exons.
AAAAGAGAAUAGAAGAAAAAAAAAAAAAAAACUAUGAUGGAGAAGAGAGCUAGUUCUCCCAGUCCCAUGAACAUCAUGGGUGGUUCAAGAGAUGAGGAAGAUGGGAGUUGUAGUAGUACUGUCAACACCAUGCGCACUGCAGAGACCUUGCUUCGUCUAGUCCCCAUGACCCUAUGCGUCGCUGCACUCGUGGUCAUGCUCAAGAACUCUCAGACCAACGACUAUGGUUCCCUUUCCUACUCCGACCUUGGAGCUUUCAGGUAUUUGGUGCAUGUGAAUGGAAUUUGUGCCGGCUAUUCCCUUCUUUCAGCCGUCAUUGUAGCCAUGCCUCGCCCAUGCACAAUGUGCCGUGCUUGGACCUUCUUCUUCCUUGACCAGGUGUUCACUUAUGUAAUUCUGGCUGCCGGAGCUGUGUCAUUGGAGCUGGUGUACUUGGCAUACAAAGGAGAUACAGACAUUACCUGGAGUGCAGCUUGUGGGUCUUUUGGUGCAUUCUGUCACAAGGCCACAGCAUCUGUAGCCCUGACAUUCGUUGUAGUGGCUUGCUAUGCAGUGAUUUCACUCAUUUCCUCCUAUAAACUUUUCAGCAGAUAUGAUGCACCUGUGGCUAAUUCCAGCAACAUUGCUGCCUUCCAAGGCUGACCAAAAUUGUGUUCUUACAGUUAGAUGUACCUAACGUGACACCCUGCGCAUAGCAUAUACAUGUAUGUUUGGUGGACAUUUGAGGUGCUUUAUGUAAUCCUGCUAUUUGUUUAUGCAUUAUGUAACUUGUUUUUGCUACUUAAUAUUUGGGACUGACCUGAGAAUCUCAGACAACUUGAAAAUAAAAGUUUUCAUUUUCAGGUUCCAGAA